AUGCGUCCAUCAGUUGUUAGCAUGGGUAAACACUUCGGUAACCUAGGAAAGGUUUACGGAGAGUACAGAUUCGCUCUCGCCCCAAAUGAGCAGAAAGCAUUCAAGGGUUUCCUCGACCAAGCUUUCGUCAAGGUUUUCAAGAGCUACGUUUGGGACCAAUGGUAUUACUAUCUUCCACAAGCUGUUGGAGCUUACCUCAUCUACGACUGGGCUAAGAAGACCAAUUACCAAGCCAACCGCAAGAACCCUGCUGAUUUCGCCAACGAUCAGUAA
Molecule: messenger RNA, 273 nt
Organism: Auanema sp. JU1783
Lineage: Eukaryota; Metazoa; Nematoda; Chromadorea; Rhabditida; Rhabditidae
Source: the annotation of a GenBank genome assembly